This is a messenger RNA of Paraglomus occultum, 414 nucleotides long. The record is from the annotation of a GenBank genome assembly. NCBI's taxonomy places the organism in Eukaryota, Fungi, Glomeromycota, Glomeromycetes, Paraglomerales, Paraglomeraceae.
AUGGCUCUAAGAGCCUAUUUUUCACGUAUCACCAAGCAAGACAUCAACAUCAAGCAUAGCCACUGUGUGACUGCCUCCGGCAAUUCGGACCCUUCUGCACGUGAUACCACGUUUAAUGAAUUUCUUGCCAAUUGUGAUGCCAGGUUCUUAACCGAACUCACCGAUUACCGUGCAAAAUUUAAUACUGAACUUACCUCACGCGACGAAAACUUUAUAGCGGAGAUCCAAAGAAUCUUGACAAUGCUUAAUACUUCUACUAUGUGUAAUGUUGUAUCGGCUGAUAUUCUUAAGCUUGGGAUGGGAGCAAUUGGAAAAGAUACAAUAAAGAGUUUUUACAAUGGGGGUAAUAUAAGAAGCGAAAACUUAGAAAAGAUAGGUGCUUGGAUAGAUAACAGUUACACCACUACUGAGUAG